Messenger RNA from Misgurnus anguillicaudatus (oriental weatherfish), 2451 nucleotides. Lineage: Eukaryota; Metazoa; Chordata; Actinopteri; Cypriniformes; Cobitidae. The record is from RefSeq and is a predicted model, not a curated record.
GUGUGUGUGUGUGUGUUGUGUCGUAAGGAUGGGGUUUGUUGUGAAUCUUCAGAGUAUGUGACUGUUUGGAGCUCCAGUGAAUGUCUGGAUUCAGUGUGGAUGAGCAGAGAUCAGAGCCGCACACCACAGUCACUGCUGGAUAAACUCUCUGAAGAGACAUCCAGACACACACAGGACUCAGAUCUCAGUCUGUCUUUACUCUCUUAUACUGAGUCAAAGCUCACAGACACUCAGGACACUACAGUGUGUGACAGUAAACAGAGCUUACAGGAGGAUCAAACCUCCACAGAGUCUCUGGAUUCUGUCUGUAACGCUGGAGAACAGCAGCAGAUCCUGCAGACCAAACUCAAGAUGUCUUCAGUUAAACCGAUGGACAGUGGGAACCUGAUGAUGAAGAUGAGAAGAGAAACUACAGCAGAUGAAGAUCACACUGAGGAAGAUGAUGACAAUCAUGAUGAUUUUAUUCCUUCAGAUAAGAUCAGUGAUUCGUGUUUGGAUGGAGAAAUAACGUCUUUAUCAUCAAAAGAGCGACAGACGGCACAAACUCUUUCCUGCAUCACCGAUGGAGAGACAUUGAGCUCACCGAGACAUUUAGAUAGAAAUGCAGAACAAAAACUCUUGACCUCCACCAGAUCUGAGAUCAGCUUCACUACCUUACAAAAGUAUAAACGUCAUCAUUCAAAAGUGCACAGAGAGAUGAAGAAGAAGAAGCACUUUCACUGUCAGCAGUGUGGGAAGGAUUUUGGCUUCUUAUCUCGGCUAAAAAUUCACGUGAGGACACACAGUGCUGAAAAGUCUUUCUACUGCACUGAAUGUGGCAAAUAUUUCAGCACCAAACGAGGUCUUGAUAUUCAUCACAGAAUUCAUACAGGAGAAAAACCAUACGAGUGUCCUCACUGUGAGAAGAGAUUCAGCCGAAACCAUCAUCUGAAGUCACAUAUGCUUAUACACACCAAUGAAAGACCGUAUCAGUGCAGUCAAUGUGACAAAACCUUUAAGAAUUCAUGUUCAUUAAAAAAUCACCAGAAUAUUCACUCUGAGGAGAAAUGCUAUCAGUGUUCACACUGUGAUAAAUGUUUCUGUCAUAAAUCUAAUCUGAUAGCCCAUGAGAGAGUUCACACUGGAGAAAAACCUUACGUCUGCUCUCACUGUGGAAAGGGUUUCUCUGAUUCAAGUACUUUUAAAGUUCAUCAGAGAGUUCAUACUGGAGAGAAACCAUACGAGUGUCCUCACUGUGAGAAGAAAUUCAGCCAAAAACCUAAUUUACAGACACAUAUGCGUAUACACACCAAUGAGAAACCGUAUCAGUGCAGUCAAUGUGGAAAAACUUUUAGGGAUUCAAGUUCAUUAAAAUCACACCAGAAUAUUCACUCUGAGGAGAAACGCUAUCAGUGUUCACACUGUGAUAAAGGUUUCUGUCAUAAAUCUAAUCUGAUAGCCCAUGAGAGAAUUCACACUGGAGAAAAACCUUACGUCUGCUCUCAAUGUGGAAAGAGCUUCACUACUCAAAGUAAUUUUAAAGUUCAUCAGAGAAUUCAUACAGGAGAGAAACCUCAUCACUGUACUGUUUGUGGGAAGAGUUUCAGCAAAAAAUUUAAUCUAAAGAAACAUGUGCGUAUUCACACCAAUGAGAAACCAUAUCAGGUUUUAGUGAAACACAAUAGAACUCAUACAGGUGAAAAACCGUUACAAAUGUUCUCAGUGUGAGAUGCCAGAUUCCUUAAAAGUCCAUUUGAGAGUUCAUACGUGAGAGAAACCUUACGGGCCCUAUCAUACAUCCAGCUCAAUGUGCGACACAAGUGUCUUUCACUAGUUUCAACCUGGCGAAAUUAUAAUUUUCACGUUUAGCUAGCACCAAGUUGUUUAAAUUGCAAAUGCAUCUGCGCCCAAUUUUGCACCCAUGGGCGUUCUGGUCUGAAAAUGAGGUGUGUUCAGGCACAUUCUUGGUGCGUUGCUAUUUUGAGGUAACUAAAAUAGACUCUGCCAUUGACCAAGUAAAACCUGCUCUAAAGUCAAUGGCGCAAUAUUGUUUUUGUUAUUUAAUGAGCUCAUUAGUAAUACGACGACAGUGCGCGUUUGCUUAUCACACACAUGGAUGCGCAGCAGGACACAACCCUUUUAUAAUAUGAAAAAUUAAAGGAUUAAAAUGUAAAAGAUUAUUAUUGAGUCUCUUGGACUUAAAUGAGGACCGAUUAUGAGACGUUAGAAAGUGUAAAGAGCUGCUUCACCUGUAGCUUGGUAAGAAAUUGUUUUGCUUUAAACAAAUGCUUCUGUUUUUAAAUGUUUUUUAAAUGCUACCUCACGAAUUUGUACCUGUGGAUAUGGUGAGAUAAGAAACAUUUUUAAGUAAUGCUUUAAAAAAAAACAUGGCGCUGUCUGGGUGCUGAAACUGUUAAUUUGUAAAUUCUUUAUCUUCUCUUUGUUACAAAUAAAGUAUUUUUAGAGCACAAA